Molecule: messenger RNA, 685 nt
Organism: Selaginella moellendorffii
Lineage: Eukaryota; Viridiplantae; Streptophyta; Lycopodiopsida; Selaginellales; Selaginellaceae
Product: ricin B-like lectin R40G3
Exons: 4
Coding region: 51-656 (201 amino acids)
Source: RefSeq, a predicted model, not a curated record
CAUAUAAGGCUCGCUCUGGCCUUUCCAGUGGCCGUUGCUAGUGCUUUCAGAUGAGCACUUCACUGCUGGUAGUCUUCUUCAUCCUUACAAGGGCGGCCGUCGCCGAGGAUGCAGCUCCACCACUCAUGCAGCCUAUACAGGAUUUUCCUCCCGCGUUUGAUCCUCCUCCGCCUCCACAGCAGGACGGGGCUUCCACGGUUCGAAUUUUUAACAAGGCCAACCCCUCGCUCUCGCUAACCGGUUUGUGGAAUGGGAAAGUGGUGAUGACGCUUGGAAACGGGACGAUGCCUUACCAGCAAUGGUUUGUAGAUACUUCGUGGGGGACGAGAUUCACAGACGCGGUUGGCUACAAGGCCUUCAUGCUGGUGAACAAGGCGACUGGCAUGAUACUCCGGCAUGGCUACUUGGAAAACUCCGCGGUGAGUUGCGGGAUCGUGAAGGGCGACUUGGUGGAUAGCUUGUGGACGAGAGGCCCCGACUUACAGGGAUUCCACACCAUCAGAGCUUGCAGCAAAGUGGAGCUGAUAAUGGACGUGGAGCGCGCGGACUUGAAGAAGCACAUACUCUUGAAAGAAGGAUGCAAAGUGGUGAUGUUUAAGAUGAGCCAGGAAGAAACACAGUACUGGAGAAUGGAAGCCAUAGUUUCAUCGAGCUAAGGAAUGAAAAAUUAUAGAUUUUGGAGUAA